Messenger RNA from Impatiens glandulifera, 1539 nucleotides. Its product is annotated as flavonoid 3'-monooxygenase CYP75B137-like. The transcript has 2 exons. The record is from RefSeq and is a predicted model, not a curated record. NCBI's taxonomy places the organism in Eukaryota, Viridiplantae, Streptophyta, Magnoliopsida, Ericales, Balsaminaceae. The coding region runs from base 91 to 1539 and encodes 482 amino acids. Gene Ontology annotation, molecular function: heme binding; oxidoreductase activity, acting on paired donors, with incorporation or reduction of molecular oxygen; iron ion binding.
CCCACACAAGAGUAUUAGUUUUCUUAUAAAUUUUCUUCAUCUUCUCUCCAUUCCAGCUGCAUACAUUUUAUCUUCUCUCCUCCAAUUCUCAUGGAAUUAUUAAACUUUUUCAUCUUCUUCAUGAGCUUCAUAUGGUGCACAUCACUUGUACUUAAAAUUUUUUCAAGAAAUGCUCAAAAGAAACAAUCGUUGUCGCUUCCACCAGGACCGAUGGGGUUACCCAUUUUUGGGAACCUCCCUUUCCUAAAUCCAGAGCUUCCUCCUUACUUCACUGCCUUGGCCAAGACCUAUGGCCCAAUCUUCUCCCUCCGACUUGGAAACAAGAUUGCAGUUGUCAUCUCCACUUCCUCAGUGGCACGAGAAAUUCUCAAGGAUAAGGACAUCAUCUUUGCCAACCGAGAUGUCCCUAUUGCUGGAAAAAUUGGGUUCUUUGGUGGUUCUGACAUUUUGUGGAGCCCUUACGGACCUGAAUGGCGGAUGCUAAGGAAAGUAUGCGUCCAAGAGAUGCUUAGGGUCCGGAAGAUGUCGCAGGUGGAUGUUGGGGAAGAGAUGUUCAUGACAGUGUUGAAUUCAAUAACCACCAUAUUGUGGGGAGACUGUGGAAAUGAGAUGGCCGAAAGGAAUCUAGGGACUGAGUUCCGUCUCUUUGUGGAAGAGUUGGUAAUCCUGAUGGGAGUACCAAAUAUAUCAGAUUUCUUUCCAUGUCUGGCUUAUUUUGACUUGCAAGGUAUAGAGAAAAAGAUAAAGAGACUGGUGAAGAGAUUUGAUAAAGUUUUUGAAUUAAUGAUAAACGAACGGAUGAGAGAGGAUGAUAAUAGUGAGAAGAAGGAUUUUCUGCAAGGUCUAUUGAAUUUGAGGAAAGAAGGAGGGGAUGCUAAAACGCCUCUAACAGAAAUUCAUCUCAAAUCACUUUUAUUGGAUAUGGUUACCGCAGGGACGGGUACAACAUCAAACACGAUGGAAUUCAUGUUGGCUGAGAUGAUGAAUGACCCCCAAAUAAUGAAGAAAGCACAACAAGAAUUAGAAGUUGUGGUAGGCACAAACAAUAUAGUUGAGGAAUGUCACAUUCACAAAUUACCUUAUUUGUAUGCAGUCAUGAAAGAAACACUCCGGUUACACCCUGCUGCGCCUCUUCUCGUACCACACUUCCCUAGUGAGUCUUGCACCAUCGGUGGGUACACAAUCCUAAAGGGCACUCGUGUUUUCAUUAAUGCGUGGGCCAUACAUCGAGACCCUUCGUUUUGGGAGAAUCCACUCAAGUUUGAUCCUGAAAGGUUUAUGAAGUCUAAGUUAGACUAUAGUGGAAAUGACUUUAACUACUUACCAUUUGGCUCCGGUAGAAGAAUAUGCGUGGGAAUUGAAAUAGCUGAAAAAAUGUUCUUAUACUUGUUCGCCUCGCUAGUCCACUCUUUCGAUUGGAAAGUGCCCGACGGAGAGAAGUUAGACUUAAAAGAGAAGUUUGGACUCGUAAUAAAGAAGGAAAAGCCUCUUAUGGCAAUACCAACACCUAGGCUUUUGAGUCAUGCUUUAUAUGAGUAG